GCGAUGGUGGGGGUUGGGCUUCACUGAAUCCUUUACUUGCGCUACGUCACUCGAAGAAAAUAUUGAGUAUCUUCCCACCACGAUCCUGCUGGGUGUAUACCUACUAGAAUAACUGCAGCCAUGCCGCUUAUAGUUCUCGCAGGUUUUCCCACGUCGGGCAAGACCACGCGCGCAAAGCAGCUACACAAAUAUCUGUCUGAACGCAUACAGUUGGCCUCAGGCGACGCGCCGCCCAAGUACCGCCUGCACCUCAUCUCAGACCAGUCGCUUUCGAUUCCGCGGUCCGUGUAUGACCUUUCAACUCUACCGGCCCACGUCCGAUCCGCCAAUGCCUCGGAAAAGGAUGCCCGGGCCAGCAUCUACGGUGCCGUGAAGCGCGUGCUCUCGGACAAGGACAUUGUGAUACUGGACGGCUUGAACUACAUCAAGGGCUGGCGGUACCAACUACAUUGCGAGGCAAAGGCUGUGCGGACGCCGAGCUGUAUCUUGCAGAUCGGCUCUGGCAAGGACAAGGCGAAGGAGGUGAAUGAAGCCCGCCUGCGGAAGCAGAAGGAGCAGGAAGCGUCGCAAGGGGAAGACGACACAGCGAUAGACGAGGCAGAAGCGCCGUAUUCACCAGAGAACUGGGAGAACCUGGUGUUCAGAUACGAGGAGCCAAAUCCCAUGACGAGGUGGGAUAGCCCUCUGUUCACUCUUGUAUGGGAGGACGAUGAGGCGCAAACGAAGCAAGUCUUUGAUGGUCUUUGGGACGCCAUCGCCGGUGAAGGGCGUAAGGUUGUCAAGCCAAACCAAGCUACCGUGCAGAGAAGUCGCGAUGCUGGUGGGGAUUACCUGUAUAUCUUGGACAGAGAGACUCAAGAUAUCGUGAAGAGGAUACUGGAUCAGCAAUCCGAUGAUGGCGGUGAUGAGAUCACUGUUCCGAAGGGGACCAACAAUGACGAGACCUUGACUAUCGACCUCCCAGUGGGCAAGAAGGUGGGCUUGCCACAGUUGCAACGCCUUCGGCGGGCGUACAUGGGCAUGAACAGAGGUGGAAUUGGCUUGGAGAGCGUUGGCAACUUGUUAGGACCUAGUCGCAUUCGAGAAAGCUUCACGAGAUAUUUGAAUGAUUCUUUCGAGGCAGAUGGAUGAGAUGCAAAGGAGAUGCGAUAUACACUUUUCAUAUCAAGAUACCCCUUUAAUGACAUGCCGUUAACACCACCGAAA
Truncatella angustata is the source of this 1206-nucleotide messenger RNA. RefSeq names its product chromatin associated protein KTI12. The coding region runs from base 121 to 1131 and encodes 336 amino acids. The transcript has 2 exons. Lineage: Eukaryota; Fungi; Ascomycota; Sordariomycetes; Amphisphaeriales; Sporocadaceae. The record is from RefSeq and is a predicted model, not a curated record.